AUGGAGUACUGCCCCGGCGGUGACCUCCACUCCCUCCGCCACAUUCAGUCUCACGAACGCUUCUCCCUCAACUCCGCAAGGUUCUACGGUGCAGAGGUCCUGGUGGCAUUGGAAUACCUCCACAUGCUGAGAAUCAUCUAUAGGGACUUAAAACUUGAGAACGUGCUGUUUAAGUGGUUGGAGUAUAGUAUAUCAAAAAAUGCUGCAUUUUGCCGUUAUUGUUAUCUUUUCAAAUGUGAUUUUGAUCAAAUGGGUAGCAGUGGAAGUGAUGUCUUCACUGAGAUAGGGUUUACAAAUUGGAAGAAAGGACCCGAAAAUCUUCGAGUCCAUGAGGGAGGUGUUGGAAGUCUUCAUAAUAAAGCUGUACAACAAGCUAGAGAUUUGAUGACACAAAAACAACACAUUGAAACAUUUGUGAUUAAGCAAACUGAUGAAGCUCGCAUUAAUUAUCGUACUUUAUUGAGUGCCUCACUUGAGUGCACAAGAUGGUUGUUGGGACAAGGUUUGCCUUUUCGUGGCCACGAUGAAUCGUUGAAAUCAAGCAAUAGGGGCAAUUAUUUGGAGCUUAUGCAGUUUCUUUCCAAGCAUAAUGAACAAGUUAGGAAGGUUGUGUUUGAGAAUGCUCCCAAGAAUCUUAAGUAUACUUCUUCCGAUAUUCAAAAAGAUCUUGUCCGUGCUUGUGCCAUUGAAACUGUAGAUGCAAUCACUAAAGAUAUGGAAGGUGCAUUUUUUUCUCUUUUGGUUGAUGGAGCACGUGAUUCUUCAACUAAAGAGCAAAUGGCGGUGGUAUUGCGUUAUGUGAACAAAAAAGGAGAAGCAAUUGAAAAGUUUUUGGGUGUUCAACAUGUCUCCUCUACAACUAAUAGCUCUCUUGAAGAGGCCAUUGAGAGAUUGUUUGCUACAGCAAAUUUGAGUAUGUCCAAGUUACGAGGACAAGGCUAUGAUGGAGCUAGCAAUAUGAAAGGUGAGUUAAACGGUCUUAAAACAAAGAUUUUGAACAAAUACCCUCAAGCAUUUUAUAUUCAUUGCUUUGCACACCAACUCCAACUAGCUCUUGUAUUUGUGGCAAAGGAAAAUGAGGAUGUUGCCAAUUUCUUCAUCAAUGCUAGUAGUUUGGUGAAUCUUAUUGGAUCAUCGUGUAAGCGUCGUGAUGCAUUUAGAAAGAAACAACAAGCACAAAUUCAGAAAGCUCUUAAUCUUGGUAAUCUUGAAACGGGUAAAGGGUUAAAUCAAGAAAUGAGUCUCAUGCGUCCAUGUGAUACACGGUGGAACUCGCAUUAUGGUACUAUAGUUAGUAUUAUUGUUAUGUUUGAAGCCGUGGUGGAGGUGGUUGAAUGGAUAAAAAGUGAUCGCAACCAAGAUAAUCUCGGUGAAGCAACUAGGUUAUUCAAAGACAUACAAACAUUUGAUUUUGCAUUUCACCUUUUCUUGAUGAGACUUAUAUUGGGAAUUACAAAUGAGUUAUCACAAGCAUUGCAAAAGAAAGAUCAAGAUAUUGUGAAUGCGAUGGCAUUAGUGGAAGUAUGCAAGCAAAGACUACAAUCCUUGAGAGAUGAUGACUUUGGAGACUUGCUUCAAGAUGUAGAAAAGUUUUGUGAGGAGCAUGAUAUUAUCGUUCCUAACAUGGAGGAUUUGCAUUUCGUACCUGGAAAAUCAAGGCAUUACAUUCAUGAUAUGAAGAUGCAUAGUGAGUUUUCAUCAUUGAGAGGAAUUAGUGAUCUUGCAAAAGAGUUAGUGAAGACCGGAAGCGGUCGUGGUUGA
Messenger RNA from Malus domestica (apple), 1761 nucleotides. The record is from RefSeq and is a predicted model, not a curated record. NCBI's taxonomy places the organism in Eukaryota, Viridiplantae, Streptophyta, Magnoliopsida, Rosales, Rosaceae.